CGAGAGAGUCUCUCGGGGGCUGGAUUAGCCACACGCUGUGGUGAACUAGGAUAAAAUCCGGUGUGCUCCUUCCUUACGCUCUUUACUUUAACGCUCUCGUUUUAAUUUCCUGCGAUUUUGUUUUAAACGCUAUUCACCCCCCUCUAGCGUUGGGCCUUUAUUCUAACAAUUGGUAUCAGAGCCAUACUCUCUGAAAGACUUAACCGUUUGAGAGAAACGAUCAAUGGCUUCUACUCAAAGUUCAUACGCAGGUUUAAGUGAAGGGCAAUCCACCACGAGGCCUCCAUUGUUUGACGGAACAAACUACACCUAUUGGAAGGAGCGGAUGAGGAUUUACAUCCAAUCCACCAACUUUCUCCUUUGGAGAAUUAUCAAAAAUGGUGAGAACGUGCCAAUGAAGAAGGCCGAGGAAACCAACGUCCCUAAGACCGAGGAUGAAUAUGAUGCGCAAGACAUCAAGAAGGUGGAAAACAAUGCCAAGGCCAUCAACAUCAUCUAUUGUGCCGUUAACCCCGAUGACUACCGGAAGAUUUCUUGUUGCACCACCGCAAAGGAAAUGUGGGACAAACUAGAAAUCACCUACGAAGGUACAGAUCAAGUCCGAGAAGCUAAAAUUGAUUUUCUAACCCAUGAAUAUGAAUUGUUUCGUAUGAAGGAAAACGAGAAAAUCGAUGAGAUGUUUGAACGAUUCUCCAAAAUCGUCAAUGAUCUUCAUGCUCUCAAGAAAACGUACACGGACAAGGAGCUAGUGAGAAAAAUCCUGCGAAGUCUCACACCGGAGUGGCGCUCCAAAGCCGAUGCCAUUCAAGAGUCCAUCGGCAUCACCAACGUCACCAUUGACGGACUUAGAGGCGGUCAAAGAAAGCAUUCCCGCACCGGCAGAAACGUUGCUUCCUCCUCGGCUCCUCCACCACCGGUGCACAAGUAUCUCGACGGGUCAUUCCUUUGGUUCAAUGAACGCGAAGAGGCGACACGGUUCUCGAAAAAGUUUGAGCAUCGGGAAAUUCUCCCUCCCCGAUUCUCCACCGCCCGCUUCAUUCAUGACUCCAUUCCACGUGAGGCACGGAUUAUCCUCGAACGUGGAAACUUCCUCGAUCUCCUCUACAUCAAGAAGGUCAAUUAUCAACCCUUUCUUGUUCGAGCUUUCUACUCGAACUUGAAAAAGGAUGAGGACGGAGCAUUGAUCUCUAACGUCAACGGGGUGGACAUCUAUUUGAAUGAGGAGAACAUUCAAAUCCUCACCGGGCUUCGUUGGGAUGGACAGGAUCUCGGGCUCUACGUUGGAGAAGAAGGAGCACGGUUCAACGAGACCGCUCUCUUGGAGGAAGUGGGCAUCCGACACUUCGUCCCCACUCCCCAACAGCGGCGCCCUACGAUUGCUUCCAUAGCCCCGUGUUUCGAUUCAUUUUUUAUGUUUUGACACGGAUUCUCAAGCCCAGGAAGUUCAAUCACACCACUCUCUCCCAGGAGGACACAAAGACAAUUCAUGCGAUGAUUCACAACGCCAAUCUCAAUUGGUGUAAAUUUGUGAUGACUCACAUGUUCACGACCACCUCCGACAAUCGGCCGCUCCCCUACGCCCUCCUUGUCAUGGCGAUUCUUGAAGAGUAUAACAUCAAAACCGAUGUUGGGCCAA
Cuscuta campestris is the source of this 1636-nucleotide messenger RNA. The record is from the annotation of a GenBank genome assembly. Lineage: Eukaryota; Viridiplantae; Streptophyta; Magnoliopsida; Solanales; Convolvulaceae.